This is a messenger RNA of Eimeria acervulina, 873 nucleotides long. RefSeq lists its product as hypothetical. Lineage: Eukaryota; Apicomplexa; Conoidasida; Eucoccidiorida; Eimeriidae. Gene Ontology annotation, cellular component: cytosol. Gene Ontology annotation, molecular function: ribosome binding; RNA binding; translation initiation factor activity. Bases 1 to 873 code for a protein of 290 amino acids. The transcript is spliced from 3 exons. Gene Ontology annotation, biological process: translational initiation. The record is from RefSeq and is a predicted model, not a curated record.
AUGCUUGCAGGCUUUGACGGCUCAAUCUCGUCGUGGUCUAGAACUUCAGUGAAACAUUUUCUUAUUAUUUCAAUCCUUAUCAAUCCGUUACUAUCUUGCUGUGCUCUCUCGCUGCAGCAGACAACUCCUAAUAGGGGGCCCCCCCUACACCAGAACCCAAGGGGCCCCCCCCGCGCUUGCCCUGGGUCUUUAAUAUGGGGGGCCCCCCUACCCUUUUCUAAGUACCUCGGGGGGCCCCCUGGAGGGGGCCCCUCACCUAAGGCGCUGAGUUUCAUCAAUCUGGCUGUGUACCCUCGCUGCUUCAAGUCAGAAUGUGGGGGCCCCCAAGGGGGUGGGCCCCUAGGGGCCCCCAUGGGGGCCCCUAGGGGGCCCCAUAGAGUGGCACCUCCGGUGUUCGCCAAAGGAGGGGCUUCCAGCCCUACGCGCGGCGCAUCGAGACGCAGACAGCGCGGUCAGAAGGAGCAGCAGCAGAGCAGCAGUAGCAGCAGCAGCAGUAGUAGCAGCAACGGCAGCAGCAAGAGGGAGAAGGAUUGCCUUAGUCUUGCAGGUCGUGUAGUGGCUUGUCUACCUGGGGGCCGGUUUAAGGUGCAGCUGGAGUCAGCAGCAGCAGCUGCAGCAGCAGCAGCAGGGCUGUCUCCUGUAUUUGGAGACACCUUAGAGGCCCCUUUGGGCCUUAGAGACAAAAUGAUAAUGUGCUCUCUUAGUGGCAAGCUGCGCAUUAAUCGGGUGUAUGUGCACCUUCACGACUUUGUUGUCUUGCAGACAAACCCUCUCUCCCCUCAAGAAGGCCGUAUUGUCUUUAGAAUAAAAGACAAUCCUGCUGCUGCUGCUGCUGAUGAUGAUGAUGCUGCUGCUGCUGAUGCUCACCACUGA